Messenger RNA from Clunio marinus, 198 nucleotides. The record is from the annotation of a GenBank genome assembly. NCBI's taxonomy places the organism in Eukaryota, Metazoa, Arthropoda, Insecta, Diptera, Chironomidae.
AUGAUGUUCUUGGAAACUUAUAAUCUAGGAAAUUCCGGGUCUCUUCAUCAACAAACUUUUAUUUAUUGUCACUCGAAUCUCGAUGUCGAUCUUCUUAUUCAGUCUGCUAUGAAGAACAAAGGAAAGUUCAAAGCAGGGGUCGAUGAUUUAGAUUUUGCCAAUUUCUGGAAGAUUGGGUUAAUCGAGAAUGAAAUGUAA